Molecule: messenger RNA, 645 nt
Organism: Saccharomycopsis crataegensis
Lineage: Eukaryota; Fungi; Ascomycota; Saccharomycetes; Ascoideales; Saccharomycopsidaceae
Product: emp24/gp25L/p24 family protein
Exons: 1
Coding region: 1-645 (214 amino acids)
Biological process (GO): intracellular protein transport; endoplasmic reticulum to Golgi vesicle-mediated transport; protein retention in ER lumen
Cellular component (GO): endoplasmic reticulum-Golgi intermediate compartment; Golgi apparatus; endoplasmic reticulum
Source: RefSeq, a predicted model, not a curated record
AUGGCUACUAGCGUCUUCAGUCUCCUUAUAGCAGUGUUCAUGGCCUGCUAUGUCCAGCAAGCUGCUGCUGUCACAUACACCUCGAUGUCUAUCAACGUUCCAGCGUUUGCCAAAGAAUGUCUUUAUUACCGUAUGGACUCUGAAGAGGAUUCUGUGCUUGUGAAUUUCCAAGUGUUGACCGGUGGUAACUUCGAGAUUGAUUUCGAAAUCACCGCGCCAAACGGUGACAAGGUCAUCACCGCUAACGACAAGCGUUAUGCUGAUUAUUUGGUCAGAUCAUUUGGAUUGGGUGAAUACUCUUUUUGUUUUUCUAAUCGUGUUUCUACCGUCACUCCAAAAAAAGUUGAAUUUUCCAUUGAAUUGGAAAGAGACGUUGAUUACUACAACCAACAAGAAACCACCAAAAACAAGGAUGAAAUUAUGAGUGAGCACGCCAUCAGCGAGAUCAGCAGAAACUAUGACCAAAUGAGAAAGAUGCUCGAUUACUUGAGAGCUAGAGAAUGGAGAAACAUGUCCACUGUUAAGUCCACCGAAUCCCGUGUCUACUGGCUUGGUUUGCUUUCGUCCCUCGCUAUGAUUGGGUUGGGGGUUGCUCAAGCAACUCUUGUGCAAUUCAUGUUUUCUGGUCCAAGAAGUUUGGUGUGA